CAAUGGAGGCAUCCAAUUGAGGUGGAAGAACACACACAUAUAUGGCAGAAGAAAAAGUAAGCGAAGCCAAUGCCAAUAAUGGAGCUCAAGAAAAGAACUUGAGGGGCCGGAAGUCUUCAUGGGCCACCCUCCGCCGUGUAGACUCGCUCAAUUUGGAGGCCGGAAGGUUUCCCGCCGCUGCGGCUCAUCAAUUGUCGGGGUUGAGUUGGCAGCGGACUCUAAGCUUGGCAUUCCAAAGCGUGGGAGUGGUGUAUGGCGACAUCGGAACGUCGCCGUUGUACGUUUACGCAAGCACAUUCACAAACGGCAUUAAGAACACAGACGACGUGAUCGGAGUUCUAUCGCUGAUAAUCUACACGAUAGCACUAGUCCCUCUGCUGAAGUACGUUUUCAUAGUGCUGUGGGCGAACGACAACGGCGACGGCGGGACGUUCGCUCUUUACUCGCUGCUGUGCCGGUACGCCAAAGUUGGGCUGAUUCCGAACCAGCAGCCGGAGGACAGGGAGCUCUCAAAUUACCAGCUCGUUGCACCUUCCAACUUGAGGAGGUCUCAGAAGGUGAAGGAGAAGCUCGAGAACAGUGCCGCUGUCAAAAUUGCCCUUUUUCUUGUCACCAUUGCCGGCACCUCCAUGGUUAUUGGAGAUGGGGUUCUCACUCCAUGCAUUUCCGUGCUCUCAGCAGUGAGCGGAAUCAACUCACUAGGGACAGAUGCAGUGGUGGGGAUUUCAGUAGCCAUUCUGAUAAUCCUGUUCUCCAUUCAACGCUUCGGGACAGACAAAGUAGGGUUCUCAUUUGCGCCAAUAAUCCUUGUGUGGUUUUCAUUCAUCGGUGGGAUCGGCCUCUACAACUUGUUCAAGCACGAUCCCGCUGUGCUCAAAGCUUUUAACCCUAAAUAUAUCUUCGACUACUUCAGACGGAACGGAAAGCAAGCCUGGAUCUCCCUUGGCGGCGUUUUCCUCUGCAUCACUGGCACCGAGGCCAUGUUCGCCGAUCUCGGCCAUUUCAAUGUCCGAGCCAUACAGAUUAGUUUCUCCUCCAUUGUGUUCCCUGCUCUAAUAGCAGCCUACACCGGGCAAGCUGCGUAUCUCAGAAAAUUCCCAGGCCACGUCUUGAAUACUUUCUACGACUCAAUCCCAGAUCCUUUGUACUGGCCCACCUUCGUAGUAGCCGUGGCGGCUUCCAUCAUAGCGAGCCAGGCCAUGAUCUCCGGAGCCUUCGCCAUAAUUUCCCAGUCGCUCUCUCUCGGCUGCUUCCCGCGCGUGAAGGUGGUCCAUACAUCCCACAAGUACGAGGGCCAAGUUUACAUCCCGGAGAUCAACUACCUCCUCAUGCUGGCCUGCGUCAUCGUCACCGUCGCCUUCCGCACCACCGAGAACAUCGGCCAUGCCUACGGCAUCGCCGUCGUCUCCGUCAUGAUCAUGACCACCGCCAUGGUCUCCCUUAUCAUGGUCGUCAUCUGGAAGACCAGCAUUUGGCUCAUCGCCGCCUUCUUCCUUGUCUUCGGCGCCAUCGAGCUCCUCUACUUCUCCUCCGUCCUCUAUAAGUUCACUCAGGGCGGGUUUCUUCCUCUCGUUCUCGCUUUCUUCCUCAUGGCCGUCAUGGUCGUGUGGCACUAUGUGCAUAGGGAGAGGUACAUGUUCGAGCUCAGAAACAAGGUUUCUAAUAGCUUCAUAACGGAGCUAGCAAAUAAUCAUGAGGUUAAUAGGAUUCCUGGAAUUGGGCUUCUCUACUCCGAGCUUGUUCAGGGUAUUCCUCCCAUCUUCCCUCACUUCAUUACCAGCAUUCCUUCCGUCCACUCCGUCAUCGUCUUCGUCUCGAUUAAGUCGAUUCCGAUCAGUAAAGUCACACCCGGGGAGCGGUUUCUGUUCCGUCAGGUGGAGCCGAGGGAGUACCACAUGUUUCGGUGUGUCGUGAGGUAUGGUUAUAAAGACGUCAUAAUCGGAUCGGCGGAGUUCGAGCGCCAAUUGGUGGAUAGCCUGAAAGAGUUCAUACGCCAAGAACAUAUAAUGCUAGAAGGGAUCCCAAAUUUGUUUGUAGAACAACCGACGUUAUCGAACCAGCAAAACACAACCCGCUCGGGGAAGCUAGAAGCAAAAACAAAAGUAAAAGCUUCAUCUUCUUCUUCAGCAACAGUCCAUGUCGAAGGAACGCUACCAGAAGGAGGAAGCCAGUCUCGAGGCUCGUCGGGCUCGAUUCAGUCUUUCAACGCUUCGAAGUCGAGGAGCUCUUCAAACGCAAUAGUGCAAGUGGUGGCGCCAUUGGCGGAGGGAGUGGAAGAGGAGAUGGAGUUCGUGGAGAGAGCGAUGAAGAAAGGCGUGGUUUAUCUGCUCGGGGAAGCAGAAGUAGUAGCGGAUCCAAAAUCUUCGUUGCUAAAGAAGAUGGUGGUUAACUACGCUUAUAGUUUUCUCAGGAAGAACUUCAGGCAAGGAGAGAACGUUCUGGAGAUUCCACACACCAGGCUUCUCAGGGUUGGAAUGACUUAUGAAAUAUGAGACCACAACAAAAUCAAAAAACGGCUCAUACAUUGGAGAUUGCUCGUUUUGCAUUAUGAAUUUAAGAUCAUUUAUUUAACGUUUUUGUGAGAAUAUGUAUAUUAAUUUGUAUGUGUGGAAGAAGCUGCUUUUCGUGGUGCUCGGUAGAUUUCUUUCACUUCCACAAAGGGUGUGUUUGGAAAUACUUUUGAAAUAAGUUACUUCUCAAAAGAAAGUGUCCUUCAAUAUAAUACUUUUGGUUUCAAUUUUUUCGAGGGCAA
Molecule: messenger RNA, 2752 nt
Organism: Momordica charantia (bitter melon)
Lineage: Eukaryota; Viridiplantae; Streptophyta; Magnoliopsida; Cucurbitales; Cucurbitaceae
Gene: HAK5
Product: high affinity K+ transporter 5
Biological process (GO): potassium ion transmembrane transport
Cellular component (GO): membrane
Molecular function (GO): potassium ion transmembrane transporter activity
Source: RefSeq, a predicted model, not a curated record